UCUAGGGCUCUGCUGCUUCCUCUGAGCCUUCUUCCUCCUCCAGAUUCGAAAAACCCGUUGCUCAGCCUCUGUGAUUCUCUGUAAUCGGAAGGCGCUGAACGUGAACGACCAUGUUAUCGGGGGAUAUACCGCCUAAUCAGACCAUAUACGUUAAGAAUCUCAAUGAGAAGGUCAAGAAAGAAGAAUUGAAGAGAUCCCUUUAUGCUUUGUUUUCUCAAUAUGGGAGGAUUCUCGACGUUGUUGCCUUGAAGACACCGAGGCUUCGGGGACAAGCGUGGGUUGCAUUUAGUGAAGUGACUGCUGCUAGCAAUGCUGUGAGGCAGAUGCAAAAUUUCCCAUUCUAUGAUAAACCUAUGCGAAUUCAAUAUGCCAAAUCAAAAUCAGAUUGUGUUGCUAAAGCUGAUGGAAGCUUUGUGCCAAGGGAGAAGAAAAAGAAGCAAGAGGAGAAAGCUGAAAGAAAGAGACGUGCUGAAGAUUCACACCAGUCUGCGAUGCCCAAUGGAACAACCACUGAGAAUGGAAGUUCAAAUGCCACAUUCCGUCAUGCAAAUCCAAGCGCACCGGAAGCCGCUCCAAACAACAUACUAUUUAUUGAGAAUUUGCCACAUGAAACUUCCAGUAUGAUGUUGCAAGUCCUCUUCCAACAAUAUCCUGGAUUCAGGGAAGUCCGGAUGAUUGAAGCGAAGCCGGGUAUUGCUUUUGUUGAGUUUGAAGAUGAUGUUCAAUCCUCUAUGGCGAUGCAGGCUCUUCAAGGCUUUAAAAUUGACCCCCAACAUCCUAUGGCUAUCUCGUUUGCAAAGAAGUAACUCAUCCUUUGUUCGACUGUUAGUUUUAUGCAACGUGCAGCAGGUUUAUGUUUACGUGGGAGCAUAUAAAUGAGUCGGGUAGUUUUUAUGUAAAGUUCAGAUAUCCUUCCCUUUCUUCCAAGGAAGAAAGAGAAUGAAAGAAAGAAAACACGAGGAGGCGGCCCACUGGCUUCAAAGAGGGAGGAUAUGAAACCAAGGGGCUCGAUGAGUUUUGCCGGCUGAGCUAAUUUCAAUUUCCAAGGGUAGCUAGUAAAAAGUGUUAUGUUGGGUCGUCAAAAGGGAAACAGAAAGGAACUAAUUGAAGACUGUCUUUUAACGUGUUCAUGUAUUUGUAGUAGUGGUGAAUUAGCUUUUGAAAAUGAACUGGGGAGCUGAAAUUUAUGAGGUUCCAUCUUUGUUUAUAAUCAUUUCUGUCAAAGUCUCAGUACAGUUCUGUAUCUGUGUGGUAGUUUCUUUCAUUGGUGAUUCAUUAUGAGCAAGAUUUGACCCAACUUAGAUUGAAA
Momordica charantia (bitter melon) is the source of this 1309-nucleotide messenger RNA. It is a transcript of the gene U2B'', whose product is annotated as U2 small nuclear ribonucleoprotein B. Lineage: Eukaryota; Viridiplantae; Streptophyta; Magnoliopsida; Cucurbitales; Cucurbitaceae. The record is from RefSeq and is a predicted model, not a curated record. Gene Ontology annotation, molecular function: RNA binding.